Cicer arietinum (chickpea) is the source of this 2294-nucleotide messenger RNA. RefSeq lists its product as uncharacterized. Lineage: Eukaryota; Viridiplantae; Streptophyta; Magnoliopsida; Fabales; Fabaceae. The record is from RefSeq and is a predicted model, not a curated record.
AUGGAUAGCACUUACAAGACCUGUAGGUAUCGAAUGCCAUUACUUGAGAUUAUUGGUGUUACAUCUACUGAAAUGGCAUUUUGUGUGGGAUUUGCAUAUCUACAGUCUGAGCGUGUUGAUAACUUCACAUGGGCACUACAAAUGGUGAAAGAACAGAUUACAAGUGGUGAAGUUGAAGUCAUCGUUACUGAUAGAGACCUUGCUUUGAUGAACGCAGUUGAAAAUGUUUUUCCAAAAGCAGUGAAUUUAUUAUGCUUGUUUCAUAUAUGCAAGAAUGUCAAAGCCAAGUGCAAGAUGACCGUGUUUUCAAAAAAGAAGCAAGUGCAAAUAAUGGAGGCAUGGGAGGCUCUUAUUUACAGUUAUGAUGAGGCUCAAUACUACAUGAAGUUGGCUAUCUUUGAAGGAAUUUGUAGUAGCUGUUCGAUUUUUUAUCAUUAUGUACACGAGCAGUGGUUAAUUCCUCACAAGGAAAGGUUUGUUGAGGCGUGGACAAAUAGAGUUAUGCACUUUGGGAACACCACAACACAAAGGGUUGAGUCGGCACAUUGGAGUUUGAAAAGGAUAUUACAAGAUAGUAUUGGUGAUAUAUGCAGUGUUUGGGAAACCAUCAAUAGCAUGAUUGUAUUACAACACAAUGAGAUAAUAGCAUCAUUUGAAAAGAGCAUCAUUCAAAAGGUGCAUCGUUAUAGUAACAGAUUAUACGCGAAUUUGCGUGGUGUUGUGUCAAAAAAUGCAAUUGAUCACAUUGCGGCAGAGUAUGAUCGCGUGAAGUAUGUAGGUAUUGAUCAGACUGAGUGUCGUUGCACAAUUAGGACAACACAUGGUCUACCUUGUGCAUGUGAAAUAGCCAGGUAUAGUAUGAUCCCACGUUCCAUUCCAUUAGACGCUAUUCAUGGUUGGUGGAGUAAAUUAACUUUCCAUGUUGAUGCAUCGAGUCAACCUUCAGAGUUAUCUGUGAAACAUGAAAUAGAUAUCAUAGUGAAAAAGUUUGAAGAACUUGAUGUACCUGGCAAAAUUUCACUUAAAGGUAAAUUACGAGAGAUCGCGUAUCCAUCGACUAUGUCGAUGUUUCCACCGGUUGCCAAGGUUAAAACAAAAGGUGCAAAAAAAGGCAAAAGUAAGGUAUCAAAAAGAGAUAAAUCAACCAAGCGUGAUCCAUCUUGGUGGGAGUAUGUGGAUGCAAGUGUUCGAUGUAGUGGUACAAAUGCAUGUAGCACUAUAGAUACCAGUAAAGUAGAAAAGCUAGCACCUCGACCAUCAGUCCAAAAGCUCACACCUCGACCAUCAAUUAGCAAAGUUCAACAACCAAGAGUUCUCCUCUUCAAAGAUUGGUUGCCAGUUGAAAUUCAUAAAUUCAUAGAUGACAUUAUUGAUGUCGGUGAUGAUGGUAAUUGUGGAUAUCGUGCAGUUGCAGCUUUACUUGGAAUGGGUGAGAACUGUUGGGCAUUCAUCCGUCAACAGUGUGUGAUAGAGCUUCAAGAGUUCAUGUCUCAUUACGAGUUACUAUUUGGUGGAGAAAAUUAUGUUCGACAACUUAUACACAAUGUGUAUGUUGAGCAAGUUGCGUCGAAGGAUAAUUGGAUGACACUUCCAGAAAUGGGAUAUGUGAUUGCUUCGAAGUUUAACGUGGUUGUCGUCGCAUUAUCACUUAACCAAUCACAAACAUAUUUUCCACUUCGGAGUCCACCACCAACAUCUAUGUCAGAUCAUCGUGUGAUUGUUAUUGCAUUUGUUAAUAAUUGUCAUUUCGUACAGGUUUACUUAAAGUCAUAUUCCCCUAUACCACCAGCAAGUAAUUUGUGGAAAAAUUAUUGCAAUGAAGAAGCACGACAAUGAGAAUUUAUUUACAGGGAUCGCAUGCAACAUUGGUUGCAGAUAUUUCCAGAAACUAUAAAUGAAGUUAUUGUAAACUGAAUUGUUGAAUUCAAAUCUAAUGAAUAUCCAAAAUAUUGUAUGAAUUCAAAUAAUAUUGUAUGAAUUGUUGAAGUUGUAAACUGAAUUAUUUAAUUAAUAUAGUCGAAAUCCAAAAUAGAUAUCCAAUAUAUCCAAAAUAUCUGUAACCAAAAUAUCUGAAAUCCAGAAUAGAUAUCUAAAAUACAUAUCCAAAAUACAUAUCCAAAAUAAAUAUCCUAAGUCUGUCUAUGUCUCCUACGAUAUGGCACUACAUGAGUCCAAUCUCUACCACCACCCCUCUGAGAUCGCAAUAUCAAAAUUAAUUCAUUCACGAGUGCGAUGCCAUCAGGUAAUACCAGCUGUCGACCAAGAAGCUCCUCUGCAAUUUGUAUUGCUCGACG